AUGGCCGCCCGAGUCCUGAACGUGAACGUGGGAGUGCUGGGCCACAUCGACAGCGGGAAGACGGCGCUGGCGCGGGCGCUCAGCACCACCGGCUCCACCGCCGCCUUCGACCGGGCGCCGCAGAGCCGCGCGCGGGGCAUCACGCUGGACCUGGGCUUCUCCUGCCUGCGCACCGAGCUGCCGCCGCAGCUGGGCCCGGGGCCCGGCGAGCUGCAGCUCACGCUGGUGGACUGCCCGGGGCACGCCUCCCUCAUCCGCACCAUCAUCGGCGGUGCCCAGAUUAUCGAUUUAAUGAUGCUUGUGAUAGAUGUGACAAAGGGGAUGCAGACACAGUCAGCAGAGUGCUUGGUAAUUGGGCAAAUUGCCUGCCAGAAGAUGGUGGUAGUCCUGAACAAAAUAGAUCUCCUUCCAGAGGGGAAGAGACAGAGUGCCAUUGAGAAGAUGACUAAGAAAAUGCAGAAGACCUUGGAAAAUACCAAAUUCUCUGGUUGUCCUAUUGUUGCUGUUGCAGCAAAGCCUGGUGGACCCGAAGCCCCAGAGUCUGAGAAUCCACAGGGUAUUUCUGAAUUAAUUGAGGUCUUGAAGUCUCAGGCUUACCUGCCAUCAAGAGACCCCUCAGGACACUUCCUUAUGGCAGUCGACCACUGUUUCUCUAUCAAGGGUCAAGGCACAGUGAUGACAGGGACUAUUCUCUCUGGCUCUGUUAGCCUUGGUGACAAUGUGGAGAUUCCUGCCCUGAAGGUGACAAAGAAGGUCAAGUCCAUGCAGAUGUUCCAUACUCCUGUGACUUAUGCAAUGCAGGGUGACAGAGUGGGUGUCUGUGUGACCCAGUUUGAUCCCAAGCUGCUGGAACGAGGCCUGAUUUGCACCCCAGAUUCACUUCACACCAUCCACGCUGCCAUCAUUUCCUUGAAGAAAAUUCAGUAUUUCCGAGGAGCUCUUCAGACUAAGGCCAAGUUCCACAUCACGGUCGGUCAUGAGACAGUGAUGGGAAGAGUGAUGUUUUUCAGUCCAGCCCCUGCUAACUUCAGUGAAGAAAUUCAAGAGAAUGUGUUUGAUUUUGAAAAAGAUUAUCUUUAUCAAGAGCAAUAUUUGUCCAAGGACUCGGUUUCUUCAGAGGAGAACAAAGAAAAUGACCAGGCAGGAGAAGUCCAGCUCCCAAAACAACAGUGGGCUUUGCUGGAGUUUGAAAAACCAGUCACUUGUCCUAAACUGUGCCUUGUGAUUGGCUCUAAGCUGGAUACAGAUAUCCAUGCCAAUACCUGCAGGCUGGCAUUCCAUGGGGUACUGCUGCAAGGCAUGGAAGACAAGAACUACACAGAGACUUUCCUUCCAAAGCUGAAAGUGUACAAACAGAAGCACAAAGAAGGACAGGUGGAAAGGGUGAUGGACGAUUACAGUGUGAUUGGUCGUUCAUUGUUUAAAAAGGAAACAAACAUCCAGAUUUUUGUGGGUCUGAAAGUGAAACUGUCUACAGGAGAAGAUGGAAUAAUAGAUGGUGGUUUUGGACAAAGUGGUAAAUUCAAAAUCCGAAUUCCAGAUGGGCUGAAGCCAGAUACCAAGAUGCUGCUAACUGCUGCCUCCAAGAAGAAAUCCAAGGGAGGGAAGGGGGAUAUGACCAAAGAGGAUGAAAGCAGCAAGAAUGAUUCAGCCCAACCUGUUACUAUCUCUCUUAUCUUUAAAAGAUAUGUUUUUGACACACAGAAGAAAAUGAUUCAAUCCUGAGGAAACAAGAGAGGCCUUUCAUUACACCCUAAAGUCCAGACCCUGAAAUGCAUUGAGGUGGAAUGUGUUUCUUGUCCAAACACCUUAAACCUGUUCCUUCGUCACAAACAGAGCCUGGAAGCUUGUGCUGACUGUGCCCCCUUCCAAAAUCUCUGCAAUCUCAUAUUUUUCUGUUCAAAUUUGCUUAUUUUGUCAUCUCUGUGAUGUGCAUCCUUGUGGCAUCUCAUCUGGCCCACCUGCCAGAGGAGCACCCCUGGGUGCACAUUCUAAUUGCACUGUUUGCCUGGAUAAUUGUGUUGAAGUUUCUCUUGAUUUAGAAGUUUGCCACCAAGUCAGGAUGUGAAUUUCAUGUGAUCCACAAAGUGAAGCUGAUUAUUUUAGGCUUACUUCCUUGAGCAGAGUGGGAGACCACAGGCAUACUAUUUAAUAGGUGAAAGCUAAAAUGGAUGUUUCACAUUCCUUCAGUUGCAAAUGUGUAAGAUGGUAUCUGAGAGAUGGUAUGGAUGUGUUUUACAAAUACAGUUUAUAUCUAGAAAUAUUUUUCAUAUUAAACAUAAUGAUCUGUGUAGCUGAGAGUCUUAAUUGUUCUGUUUGCUGUUCCAAAGGUUCAGAAUUUAUCUUCAGUGACAUUUUAUGUAACUUUUUUGAUUUUUCUGCCUGUUCUGCAAUGAAUCCUAUUCCAAAACUGUUUUCUUUUUCCUUUUUUUAUUUUUUUGUAACCAAAAUGCCUUUUGUGUGUGAAAGAAAAAGUUGCCUCUGGAAACAGUCAAGGGCUUUGUUUCAUUAAAAUAAUGAUAGAAGA
Molecule: messenger RNA, 2527 nt
Organism: Agelaius phoeniceus (red-winged blackbird)
Lineage: Eukaryota; Metazoa; Chordata; Aves; Passeriformes; Icteridae
Gene: EEFSEC
Product: eukaryotic elongation factor, selenocysteine-tRNA specific
Biological process (GO): selenocysteine incorporation
Molecular function (GO): GTP binding; GTPase activity; translation elongation factor activity
Source: RefSeq, a predicted model, not a curated record